AGAAUACUGCAAGCAUCUGCAGAUGGCUGAGAAUAACACACAGUUCCUGGCGGACUUCCUGUCUCUGAUGGUGGAGAUCUCACCUGAAUCUGAAGACUGUGAUCAGGGUCUCAUUCAUAACCUGAUCUUGGAUUCUGGGAUCCUCUGGAAUCUCGCCACACGCGUUUGGCAGAACAAGGAUCUCAACACGUACGGCUUCCUGGCGCUGUUCGCAUCCACCAAUGGAGGCGUCACGCGCGUUUACCCCAACACAGCUGCUGAAUCAUGGGACGAGGAUCCUGAACCUCUGAACUCAAACUUCUUCCGUCGCACUCUGGACAGCAAAGGCUACAUCUUCAAAGCGCCAGCGCGAACCUCAAUGGAUGAUCUGUUAAUCUCAGAGAAUGGCACUGUGGGGAUUUUGGUCACCACCGCCGUGGAGGUCGUGAUCUCAGGCAAAACCAUGAAGCCUGCAGUGGUCGGAGUUAAGCUGGAUUUGGAGGCCUGGGUCGACAAGUUCAAGAUACUCGCCAGCAAUGUGUCAGACAGCAGACAGGCCGCUCAUAAGUGCGGCCCCUCCAGAUCCUGUGAGAUGGACUGUGAAGUGAACAGCGAUGAUUUGUUGUGUUACCUGAUCGAUGACGGAGGUUUCCUGGUGAUGUCCAAUCAGAGAGACCACUGGAAGAAGGUGGGUCUGUUCUUCGGCGAGGUCGACCCCUACCUGAUGUUCGCCCUCUACAACAGCUCAAUCUACGCCCGUCAUCAGACCUUCCAGUAUCAGUCAGCCUGUGAGCCGACAGCCAGCAGCCACACGGGAGCUGCGCACAGAGGAUUCUAUGUGCCCUCCAUUGCUGAUUUUCUCAGUCUGGCCUGGUGGACGUCAGCAGCGGCGUGGUCUGUCCUGCAGCAGUUCCUGUAUGGACUCAUCUACAGCAGCUGGUUCACCACAGAAGAUGUCUGGGCUGAGAGUUCGGGCACUAAAGGGAGCAGCAGCUGUGUGACGAUUCACAGUCAGUUCUACUUCACUAACACCACCAACUCCUUUAACAUGCUGCAGGAUUGUGGGAACUGCUCCAGAUUGUUCCACGCCAAGCGUAUAGAAAACACAAACCUACUGUUUGUGGUGGCAGAGACGCUGCCCUGCAGCUCCUGCGAGAUCGAGAAACUCCUACCUGUCAGAACAAAGUCUCAAGAAGAGAAUCCGUGUGAGGUGUUAAACUCCGCCCGCUAUCGGAAAGGACCUGACAAAUGCUUCGACUACAACUCAGAGGAGAAUGCGUCAGAGUGUGGCAGCGCUCACUCUUUACACUGUCCGAUGCGAGUUCUGCUCUGGAUUCAGUUGUUGUGGCUUUACCUCAUUCUACGAUCUUAA
Sinocyclocheilus rhinocerous is the source of this 1351-nucleotide messenger RNA. Its product is annotated as voltage-dependent calcium channel subunit alpha-2/delta-2-like. The annotation marks the transcript as partial. Gene Ontology annotation, molecular function: voltage-gated calcium channel activity. NCBI's taxonomy places the organism in Eukaryota, Metazoa, Chordata, Actinopteri, Cypriniformes, Cyprinidae. The record is from RefSeq and is a predicted model, not a curated record. The transcript has 15 exons. Gene Ontology annotation, cellular component: voltage-gated calcium channel complex.